Molecule: messenger RNA, 5376 nt
Organism: Coffea arabica (coffee)
Lineage: Eukaryota; Viridiplantae; Streptophyta; Magnoliopsida; Gentianales; Rubiaceae
Source: RefSeq, a predicted model, not a curated record
AUGGCAUUUGAUGAUUUGCUGGAAAGUGGUCGUUCUCCAUGCGCCUUUCACGUGAACUGCUGCUUGCAAUUGUUGGCCUGUGGAUUGCGUUUGUCAGCCACCGAACCCUGGCUGCAAAAAAUCAACUCCUUCAAUGGAACCCGAGACCGGACUCAUAGUGGUCAUACUGCUGUGCCAGCAUUUGCUAUUUUAUUUGCUGACUUUGUUCCAUUUUCCCCUGUUUGCGUGCUUGUGAAUGCUGAUCCAUGCAUGCCGUUGCUAUUGUGGAACUUGGUUGCAGUCAUCGUAUCUGGAAUGUUCUUCCUUAGUUAUCUUAGUGAAAUGGAUAAAAAUGCUCUGCGCCGAAAGCGCUAUGCCGAAAUGUCUCCAGAUGCCAAGGAUGCACUUUUGUGCCGGAGACGUGAAGCCAGACUUGUUAAGAAAAAAGACAAAUCCUCUCGAUCUUAUGUUCGUAGUGUACCGUUCGGACAUGUUGAAACUGGUGUUUGUUUCUCUGGUUCUGCUCCUGCUCCUGCUCGUAACGACCAGCUACCAGGCUGCCAUCAUGAAGUUGCUGAUGGUUGUCCUGCUGUGCUUCAGCAAUCGUUGGACUAUAUGUCUACCACUAUCCCUGCUCCACUCUGCCUAUCUAGUGGAACUUCUUCCUCUGCUGUUGUCCCACAUUUAGUUCAAUGUAGUUUAGUUUCUGAAGGGUUUGCAGCACCUCUGAUAAGUCGUUCGGUUCACCGUAGAGAAGCUGCGGUAGAUAGUGGUACUGCAACGCUAAAAGAGCAGGCCUGUCUCUCCCCCCAUGUUUCGGCUACUGUUCAGCCUUCUCGUCCUUCUAGAAAACGUUCCACAGCCAAUUGUUCUCGGAAAAAGAAAAAGAACAAGCUCCUGCCUUUGCAUAGUCAAAAUGAAAAUGAACAAACCUGUCAUUUGCAUACUGAAAGUACAUAUGCCGUCUUAGGAUCUAUUGAUGAGUCAAAUCUUGGAUCCCUUCGUUCUUCUGCUCCUUCAUGCUUAGACGACUUAGGUGAGCAUGGAGUGUCUUCCUCAAUCACAGUCACCCCUGUGUCUUUUAGCCCUACUCAGCCUACAGGCAACACAAAUGAGGCCAGCACAUCCUUUGCUCCUCCUGUUGGUUUUACAGCCAAUGCAACAAAUUGUUCAACCGUUAUAUUGCCAGCAAAGAGGCAAACAGGGACACUUCCUAGACAACGUCGCUCAAAAAACUCUAGGAUUGAUGAAAUUCCUAAAGAAUCUUUAUUAUUGCCUGAUGCUCCUGAUUGUCAAUAUUGUGGAGCUAAAAGAUUCCAUUUGGAGCCCCCUAGCUUCUGCUGCUCUCAAGGAGAAAUUUCUAUUGUUGCUCCUUCUAUGCCUUACGCUCUAAAGCGUCUAUUUAUAGGAAAUGAUGAAGAAUCUGACCAUUUCAGAAAAUUAGCUCGUACUUACAACAAUAACUUGUCUUUCACUUCAUUUGCUGCAAAGUAUGAUCCAGAAUUGACAAGGAAUACAAGAGGGGUAUAUACCUUUCGUGUCCAGGGACAAGUUUAUCAUUUUCUAAACAGCUUAUCACAGCCUGAUAAUAGAACUUGUGGAAUCCAUCUCUACUUUUUUGAUACUGAUGAACAAUUAAUCAACCGAGUUGCUGCUUCUGACAAGCUUCGUGAGAGCACUUUAAAGCUUUUGAUGGACAUACUUUCUAAUAAUCCUUAUGCUAGAUUCUUUAAGGAUCUAAGGGAUAUUCCUGAUCUUGAAAAGCAUAAUAUUGUGCUUAAUUGCUUUCCUGGCCUUGACCAGCGUAUUUAUAAUCUUCCUUCUACUUCUCAAGUUGCUGCUAUAUGGACUGAAAAUGAUGAUGAAUCAGUAAAUAGGCAAGCACAUAUUCUCGUAUAUAGCCACUCAAAUACUGCUCACAAGGUCCAGCAUUAUUAUGCUUGUUAUGAUCCUUUGCAGUAUCCUCUCUUGUUUCCCCGUGGUGAAUCUGGUUGGCACCACGGAAUUAAGCGAGCCUAUAAAAGAAAGCGAACUGAACAUUCCUGUGAUGAAGAGGUUAUCAUUGAUCCCUCUUCUGUGCAGGAACCAUCUUACCUUAUCGAUUUAGAAAAGAGAGGCAAGUUCCAAAUCAGGAAGAAUGAUGAAUCCAUGCUAUUGCAUAGCCUUAGAUUGUUGCAGCAGUUUUCGGUUGAUUCCUAUGUCAAAAUUGAAACAUCGUGCCUGGAUUUCCAGCGUAAGAGGCAAAAUGAAAUUCGGACAGAAAUCCUUGAAGGAGUGCUAGAUAGUGUUUCCAUUGGUCAGACCGAAGGUUCAAAAGUUGGUCGAAAGGUUAUAUUGCCAGCAUCUUUUAUCGGUGGUCCAAGAGAUAUGAGGCGCAGAUAUCUUGAUGCAAUGGCAUUGGUACAAAAAUAUGGAAAGCCAGAUAUUUUCUUGACCAUGACAUGUAAUCCAAUGUGGAAAGAAAUUCAAGAUUGUCUGCAAUUUAAAGAGAGAGCUCAGGAUAGGCCAGACCUGUUGUCUAGAGUAUUUAGAGCAAAAUUUGAAAUGCUCAAGGCAGAACUUUUGGACAGAAAAAUUUUUGGGGAAGUUGCUGCAUGUGUUUAUGUUAUUGAAUUCCAAAAACGGGGCUUUCCUCAUGCACACUUAUUAUUAAUCUUGAAACCACAAUUCAAAUUGCUUAAUCCUGAGUCAUAUGAUAGAAUAGUUUCCGCUGAGCUCCCUGAUCCUAAGCAGUUUCCUCAUUUGUAUUCCCUUGUUCUUAAGCACAUGGUUCAUGGACCUUGCGGAGACAUGGCCAAGAAUAGCCCUUGUAUGAAAGGCGGUAGCUGUAAAAAUCAUUAUCCGAAAAAUUUCUGUGAACAUACAACUCAUGCUGAAGACAGCUAUCCAUACUAUAGGAGAAGAGAUGAUGGUAGCAAAAUAACUGUCCGCAGGUUUGAACUUGACAAUAGAUGGAUCAUUCCUUAUAAUCCAUAUCUUUUAGCCUUGCUUGAUUGUCACAUGAAUGUGGAAAUCUGUUCCACUUUGAAGCUGGUCAAAUACUUAUACAAGUAUAUCUUCAAAGGACAUGAUCUUAUCAGCUUCAAAAUUAUAUCUGAUGAUUCCCGUGCUGAUGUCGAUGAGAUUAGAGAAUUCCAGCAGGGAAGAUGGAUUUCACCCCCUGAAGCAUUUUGGCGCAUCUUUGAGUUUAGGCUAAACGAGAUGACUCCAGCUGUCUAUACUCUACAAGUUCACUUACCUGACCAGCAACUGAUUACUUUCAACAAGAACUCAGACCUUUUACAGCUGAUGAGGAAAAUUGACUUUUCAAAAACCAUGUUGACUGAGUUCUUCAAAAUGAACAAAGCAAAUGGAACGGCUAAAACCUUGAAGUGCUUUUAUAGAGAAUUUCCAGAGUAUUUUGUUUGGUAUUUUAAAUUUAAAACUUGGACUGAGAGAAAGCGUAAAAGAGCCAUUGGAAGGCUGGUCACCGUCAGCCCUCAUGAAGGAGAGAGAUAUUACCUUAGACUCCUGCUAACUCAUGUUCGAGCUCCUACGUCGUUUGAUGACCUCUUGAAUGUUGAUGGCAAAAAAAUGAAUUGCUUUAGAGAUGCUGCUUUGGGCCUUGGUCUUUUACAGUCUGACACAUAUAUACAAGAAACUCUUGAAGAAGCAGUUCUUUUUCAAAUGCCAUCCUCUUUGAGGCUGCUAUUUGCUACUAUUCUUGUUCAUUGUUCUCCAGCAGAUCCUGCAUUUCUUUGGAACAAAUUUCAGCUUGAUCUUUCUGCGGAUUACCACCGAUCUCAACAUCUCUGUUUUAAUACACCUGAAGAAAUAAGGAAUAAGGUCCUGCAAGAAAUUAAAAAAAUGGUCGAACAAAUGGGUAAGAGUUUUGCUGACUACCAUCUAGCUGCAGACACUUCAGUAGAUGUUCACUAUGAUCAGCUAACAAAGGAAAUUGAAUGUGAAAAAAAUAUUGAAGUUCCAGCAGAGGAUCUAAUGAUGCCUUUCAAAUUAAAUGCUGAACAGCGGCAUGCCUAUGAUUUAAUUCUGCAGUCAGUUUUCUGUCCUGUUGGCCAGAGUUUUUUUAUUGAUGGCCCUGGGGGAACCAGUAAGACCUUCUUAUAUAGGUCUCUUCUAGCUACUUUAAGAUCCCAAGGCUACAUUGCUAUUGCAGUUGCAACGUCGGGUGUCGCAGCCUCUAUUCUUCCAGGAGGAAGAACAACUCAUUCUAGAUUCAAAAUACCAUUAGAUUUUUCUAGAAAUAAAACCUGCCAGAUUAGUAAACAGGGCAGUGUUGCAAAAUUACUUUUUGAAUCAAAGUUAGUCUUGUGGGAUGAGGCUUCAAUGGCCAAGCGAGAAACUAUUGAAGCCUUUGAUGGUUUGCUUAGGGAUAUAAUGGACUGUGACUGUCCAUUUGGAGGAAAAGUAGUUGUUUUCGGUGGCGAUUUUCGCCAAACUUUGCCAGUUAUCAAACAAGUUACAAAGCAAGUUCUCAUACAAUCUAGUCUCCCUAACUCUCCUCUAUGGUCUCAGCUGGAAAAGCUGCAGUUGGUGCACAAUAUGCGAGCCAUUUUAGAUCCAGCAUUCUCAGACUUCUUAUUAAGAAUAGGAGAAGGAAGAGAAACUGUUGAUAGACAUGGCGAAAUAACUUUACCUUCUGCCAUGGUCAUUCCUUAUAUUGAAAAAGAACAAUCUUUGAACAGGUUGGUCAAAUCUGUUUUUCCAGAUUUAAUGACCUAUUCAAAAAAUCCUUAUAGUAUGAUCAAUAGAUGUGUCCUUGCUCCAAAAAAUAGCUCCGUUGAUGAAAUAAAUGACAUGAUGAUCAAAAGAUUUCCUGGAAACCUUCAUGUGUACGUCAGUUCUGAUAGAACCGUUGAUCCCCGGCAUCAAGGAGACUAUCAAGAUUUCUUGAAUUCUCAAAAUCCAAAAGGCCUUCCUCCUCACAAGUUGCUGCUCAAAGAAAAUUGUCCAAUCAUGCUUAUAAGAAAUUUGAACCCUACAGAAGGAUUAUGCAAUAGUACGCGACUCAUUUGCAGGGAGCUAAAGCAGAAUACUAUCUGCGCAGAGAUAGCUUUUGGCCAACAUCGAGGCAAAAGAAUUUUUCUGCCUAAAAUUCCUUUACAAAUUUCUGAUAAUGACAAGAAUGGCUUGCCAUUUAUAAGGACACAAUUUCCUGUCCGUGUCUGUUUUGCUCUGACAAUUAACAAAGCCCAAGGCCAAAUACUGGAUUACGUUGGAAUCUACCUUCGCGAGCCAGUUUUUUCUCACGGCCAAUUAUAUGUUGCUUUAUCCAGAGUAAAAACUUCUGCAGCACUUAAAGUCCUUAUCCUGCCUGGAACUUUUGAUGGCAUAAAAACUGAUUGCAGGACUAGAAAUGUUGUCUUUGAAGAAAUACUCCGACUAACUAAACACUAG